Messenger RNA from Strongylocentrotus purpuratus (purple sea urchin), 4105 nucleotides. Its product is annotated as neurotrypsin. Lineage: Eukaryota; Metazoa; Echinodermata; Echinoidea; Camarodonta; Strongylocentrotidae. The record is from RefSeq and is a predicted model, not a curated record. The coding region runs from base 537 to 2507 and encodes 656 amino acids. The transcript is spliced from 6 exons. Gene Ontology annotation, cellular component: membrane.
GUCUCAUGAUAUAUUUAUGGCGGGCGAUCAAUUGGAGUUUACUCGCAUCUUGAAAAACUAAUCACCAGCCGCUGAUAAUAAUUAAUUAUCUACGAAUCCGGACUUUAGCCCUGGCACGUCUUAACAACACAUAAUCAUUUACGAAACCAUUUAGAUCAUUUAGACUUUAGAUACAGACUGAAAUAGGGAGAUUGUGUAAGACUUAAGCAGGUAGGUAACACAAGGUUCCUGGAUCGACAUAGUCUAUAUACUCUUAAGAUUCGAUAAGAUGGACUUGAUAGCAGAAAUGUCAUUCCAAUAUAUGCUCCAGGAGGUGUUUCGCUUUAGACAGUUUCCUUUUAAUAACUUGUAACCACAAAAUAUCAGAUCGGGACAAAUACAUCAUAUUAAUUGGAGAUUACUCAGACGACAAGGAAGAUUGAAAGGAUUUUAAAAAUAAAGUUGGAUAUAUAUUCAGAAGAGGAACUUCGAGCUAAGGUAACAUUAUUUGAAUAUCCGGUAACCUUGGAUGUGUUUCUGAGGGAGGAGAGAAUAAAAUGGCGCGCCCCAAUAACCUACAAAUCCACUGUUCAACGUUGGUCUUUCUUCUGGCUACUUCUCUCGUCUUUAUAAAAGCGAAUGCUACUGUACGCCUGGUGAAUAAUUUCGAUACAGAAACCAACAAAGGCAGAGUAGAGAUCUUCUACGGCGACGCUUGGGGUACAAUCUGUGAUGAUAAUUGGGAUAUACUCGACGCCGACGUGGUGUGCCGACAACUCGGGUACACCGGGGCGAUCCGGGCCCUUAAGAGAGCCUACUUUGGUCCGGGGGAAAACUUGAUAUGGAUUGAUGACGUAGCGUGCACAGGGAAUGAAAAGAGAAUCCAGGACUGCCCCAAUUUGGGAUGGGGCACUCAUGACUGCUUACAUCUGGAGGAUGCGUCUGUGGAAUGCUCAACGGCCACCGUUCGCUUAGUCGGCGGUCCCGAUCGUUACGAAGGCAACGUCCAAGUCCUGGACGACGAGGGCAACGAUUGGGGCUACGUUUGCGACGACCGCUGGGACGAUUUCGACGCUCAAGUUGCCUGCUAUCAGCUGGACCAACGUGGACACGAGCAUACCAAAAACAAGUCUGCGUACGGAACGAAGAAUGAUGGGCCUUUAGUCCUCAACAAUCUCGACUGCGCGGGAAAUGAAGACGCUUUGCAGCGGUGUCCUAACAGAGGCAUUAAGAAUUGUAUGCACUCUGACAAGGCUGGGGUCGGCUGCUUUAGAGAUGCAAUUGAAGAGGGAUCUGUACGAUUGGCUGGUACAGGGUAUCCCAACAGAGGGCGAGUAGAGGUCUAUCACAAUGAAGAAUGGGGUACCGUUUGUGAUGAUUACUGGGACUACUAUGAUGCUAAGGUUGUUUGUCGGCAGCUAGGCUUCAUCGACAGUCAGCCCAAAGCCUACUAUAAGAGUUACUUUGGUGCAGGCGAUGGUAGGAUAUGGCUGGACAACAUGGCGUGUGGAGGCGGUGAGGAUCGGCUGGAGUACUGCAUCUCCAGUAAUGGCUGGGGAACACAUGAUUGCAGCCACGGUGAAGAUGCAGGGGUUUAUUGCGACGAAAGAGGUGAUUUCGAUGCAGCAGAAAUAACGGGGAUUAUACUCGCAUCUCUCUUUGGAGCGUCCAUUCUGUUCUGCUGUGUCAAAUACAUUUGCUGCGAGGCCGCUUCUAACAAGAGACAGCAACGGCGACGACGGUCGCGUGGUCGACGCCAGAGUAGAAGAUCGCCGACGGCAGCGACGAGACCUACCGACCCUGAAGACCAUUUCAACGCACACUUUAACAGCGCGUAUACGAUCAGUGAUAAUUAUGAUGAAAUCUUCACCCCUCCAGGAUUCCCUUUCGCGUACCCAAGUUCUGCACCGCCACCGUUCUCCCCUACUGAUCUGCCUCCCGCAUAUGACACCAUUAUUUCCACUUCAGGACCAGCCGAUAGUGGAACACCAGUUACCAGUGGCGACACCGCUAUGGGUAAUUCUGUGGGCGCGAGCGAUGUUGUAACGAAUCCAAUAGCUAUGGCUCCAGCACCUCCACGAAGUACAACUUCGGUUAAUGCAGGACCAGUUCCGAUGCCAGAAAGUAACUUCGCUUAUCCUCUAGCUCAGCCAGCUAGUAAUCUUCCUUAUCCUCCCGAGCCAGUGAUGUCCCAACAACAGGCCCCAAUACCAGCGAACCCACCGGCAGCCAUGCCAUCGAUAGAGGCCGUGGCGCCACCGCCAUAUGCCAUGGCAGCUUCACACCAGUUAGAGCAAAAUAAUGAACCUCUCUCACCAUCAUCGUCAUGUCAACCUACCUACCAAGUGCCUAUUGAAGGUCAGGUUCAACAGUCUCCUGCAGCCCCCUCACCGGUCAAGUCUGUCACGGUAGCAGAGACUUCUGCUACUAAUGAUCAGGCUCAUGCGCAUCUGAACACUUUCGAAGAAACAAGCAUCACCUAUAUUGCCAAUGCCGAAGAGUCAAUUGAUCUAGGAUUGCCAAAAUGAUAACGAUAAGUUAUCAGACGCGUGAAUUGCGGAUACUUAACAAAAAUGAAUGGCUCCUAGCUUUUCUAAUGAGCGUUACCAAAUAUAAUUUUCUUCCUCCUUUUGUCUUCAAAAUAAAGUGACUGGACGCUUUUAAAAAGCAUAUUGAUCAGGUCAAUGUGUAGAAGUCGGGAUCCAGGAGGGUUAUGAUCAAAUACGCAAAAUCAGCAUAUUAGUACAGCAGUUGCAGGAUGUCAUAGGGCUAAUUUGUAUAGUCAAGAACUGUUUUAAGUAAUGGAAAUAGAAGUUUAUGUACUAAUUAUCUGAUCACUAAGCGUUAUUUUGUAGACGCUAAGAGCAGGCAUCUGUAUGAAACCUUAUAUAGAAACAUGAGGGCACUGGGGCUGUGGGGGCAUAUGCCCCUCAAUUUAACAGAGGAAAGGGUAGCAAAAUGAAAAGUUGGAGAGAGGAAGAGAGAGAGAGAGAGAGGGGGGGGGGGGGAGAGAGAAGGGGAAGAGGGAGGAACGUGAAAGGUGGUGUAUAGGAGAUCCCAACUCGAUCCUAUAUGAAAAGCCUUGUUAAUUAACAGUCCAUCCUCUAUUGCAUGGUAAUGGCCAAUGACCCCCUAAAUGUCUUGGUCCACUUAACGUCAUUGGUAGGGAUACAGCGAUAUUAAAUAUUGAAGCUUUUAUUGCAUUUUAUUACGGUUAUGUAUGAAUAUUUUAAGUGAAAUUUUCCUGAACAUAAUAAUAAUAAUAAUCAUAGUCAAAUCGAAAUCGCGGACUAUUGUGAGCGUCGUCAAAGGUAUCAGCUAAUCAUUACAGAAACAACCCAAUUAACAUUUACCAAAUUUGUAUCAGACUGCAGUCACUGCUCAGUUUUAAAUCACAAUUAACAGCAUCGUAACCUCCCUGCGGCAAUCACCGAUAGCCACAUGUAAUAAUCAGAACCAUCUAACAAUAUGAUGUAGUCGCGUACGUUUCGGGGGCAAGAACACAAUAUUAUCAUGUGCCAUUAUUGACGCAAACUGGAACCAAGUUAGCCAAAUGUACUUUUGGGAGAAAUUAUAGCUACUAUAAUCUAAGUGAAAUAUUGUCUCAUAAGAUAUAACAUGACAUAUAUUUUUGAAAAUGUUUUUAACUACAUUAUCGCUUGUCAUCUGAAACUUCUAUCUGAAUUUAAUAUUUGAAGAAAAAAAAAUCUUUUCUUUCUUGAACAGCGGAAAUGUUACGAACAAAGCUUCGAAUUUUCAUAAUGUUAUUCUGUAACAGGACUUGCACAUGAUGACAUUUAGAAGUAAUACAAUGAAAUAUUAUAUCUGACAUUGUGCAUAUCCAAUGUCAUUUUGUUACAGGCCUUGUAGAUAUAUGUCAUUUAGGAAUAAAAACUUCAAUGAAAUAUAUUAUUUGACAUUGUGCGUAUCCAUUUGUAUUCAAUUGAUAAAGUAUAAAAGUGUUACCAUUUUCCCCAUGAAUUAAUUAUGCAUACCCGGUAUCAUAGUUAUAAUUAUGUCAUUUCAUUCCAAUAAUUUGUCAUGAGAAUGUAUUUGUUUUGUUUGUAUAUCGUACCCAUUUUUGUUGAAUGGACAUAAAAGCAGUAAAUGGAUGAAUAACAAUAAA